Dermatophagoides pteronyssinus (European house dust mite) is the source of this 3254-nucleotide messenger RNA. RefSeq lists its product as uncharacterized. The record is from RefSeq and is a predicted model, not a curated record. NCBI's taxonomy places the organism in Eukaryota, Metazoa, Arthropoda, Arachnida, Sarcoptiformes, Pyroglyphidae.
GAACAUUAUACGUGUGUGUGUGUGAUGAAAUAGCAAAUUUCCGUGUCAUUUUGGAGCGAAGAAAAAAAUGCAAACAUUUUCUUUUCAUACAAUUUACAAAAUAAAGAAUGGAUUUAAAUAAUAAUCUUUCGUUAAAAAACAAUAAAGAAAAAGAUGAUGAUGAAAUUUUUCGUACAAAAAAUCUAGUUUUUUGGCCAUUAUUACGAAAAAUAUCUAAAGAAUUUUUACAAAAUGUUCGAAAAUUUCAAAUAUUUCAUGAUGGUCAAUCGGCUAUUUUUCUUCAUCAGGAUGGUAUUUUUGUUUAUGGUGAUAAUUCAAAUGGUUGGUUUGGUUUAUCAACGGAUCGUAUCCAUGAAUAUCCAAUGAAAAUUGAACAACAAAUUUUUGACAAAGAAAUCCAAACAAUACAAAUUGGUAGUAAUUUUAUUUUAUUGUUAACUAAUCUUGGCUAUGUUUAUGGUUGUGGAAAUAAUUCUAAUGGACAAAUUGGAUUGAAAAAUAUUUAUAUGGUUAAACAAUUUACAUUGAUACGUAAUCGUAUAAGAUUUUCAAAAAUUGCUUGUGGUUCUCUUCAUUCAUUAGCAUUAGAUAUUGAUGGUAAUAUUUGGUCUUGGGGUGAUAAUGAAUUCAAUCAAUGUUCACAAAUGUCAUUUAAAUUAAUUUUACCAACAAAAUUACUAUCGAAAAUUCAUAAAUUUCAUGCCAAAGAUAUUGCUUGUGGUUAUACAAGUUCAAUAAUGUUAAAUAAUGAUGGAAAUGUAUUUGUUUGGGGACGAAUGGCAUCGAUUUAUUUUAAACGACCAACUUUAAUCAAAUUAAAACUGAAACCGGAUGAUUUCUUCGAAAAAGUUUAUGGUUGUCGUGAUAUAUGUGCACUACAAACAAACAAUGGUAAAAUUUUUCAUUGUUUUAAUCAAGAUAAAUUAUUGGAUUUUCAACAAAUUGAAGAUAAUAUUCAAAUUAUUAGUACAAAUUGGAAUAAUAAUCAUAUUAUUCUUUAUUCAAAAACAGAACGGAAAUGUUUUGUUUGGAAUUAUGAUGAUCCCAAAUUAUUUGCUACAAAUUCUAAUUCAAUAUCCGAUAUAACUAAUCUUUAUGUUCAUCCUAAUACACCUGGAUUAAUCAAAUUACCAAUGAAUAUUGAUUGUAAUACUGAUUUUAAUAAUCCAAAUUGUUCAGAUUUGGAAUUAAUUACUGCUAUCGAUGAUGGUGAAUUACCACGUACAUUAUAUGUUCAACGAUCAAUUAUUUCGAAAAAAUGUGAAAUUCUAUUGAAACAUUCAAUUGAAUCACCAACAAAUGCAAACAGAAUUAUGAUUAAUAAUUAUCCAUAUUCAUUCCUCUUUCAAUAUUUAUAUUUUUGUUAUAAUGAUAAUUAUCAAACACUUUGGCAAAUCAAUCUGAAUGAUAAUGAUGAUGAUGAUGAAUAUUUUCAACAACGAAUGUUAUUACAAGAUUUAAUUGCACAUUAUAGUUUGAAUGAUUCAUUACGUGAAAAAUUAGAAAAUAUUAUACGUGAACGUUUAAAUGUUGAAAAUUAUAUACAAAUUGUUUCAUUGAUGGAUAAAUAUCAAUCAAAUUAUCCAAUAUCAUCGACAUCUUGUUCAUCAUCUGCAAUUUUUUCAGUGAAUUUUUUUCUCUACAUUAGUAUUCAUAAUUGUGGAAAAUUUUUCGAAGAUGCAUUACAAUAUAAUCAGCCAAAAAUUAUAAAAAAAAUAUUCAGUCUACUUUAUGAUUUUAUCAAUAUUAAUUAUCGUUAUUCGGAAGAAAAAAUUGAACCAAAAUUAUGUGAUUAUUAUAAACGUGAAUUAUUGGAUGAUAAUAAAGUAUUAUUAGAUUUGGCCAUACAAUAUGAUCCGGAAAAACGUGAUUGUAUACGUUUUAUGAAUGAAAAUAUGGUUACAAUAAUAUUGUUACAGAUUUAUAAAUGUUGUUUUAUGUAUCGUAGAUAUGAUCUAAUACCGGCCAUAUUGAAACGAAUAAAAUUCUGCCUACGAAAACAUUUGGUUAAUGUUUUCUAUUUUUAUCUAUUUUCAUUAGAUUUUGAAUCAUAUGGUGGUUUAUUUAAUGAUAAUAAUCAUCAAUAUCUUCAUAUGCUUAUUGUUGCAUUUACAAGAGAUCCAGAAAAUUUUGAAAUUAAUCGUCAAAAUUUUCUUGACCAAGUUUUGGUUGAAAUGGAUUCGAAUACAAGUAUCACCUAUUUUAUUAAAACAAAAUUAUUUCAAUUAAAUAAUGAUUUUCGUUGGUUAGAAUCGGUAAUAAUAUUUUCUGGACAAGAAACAUUAUUAGUACCAGCAAUUUAUUGUCAAUUUUAUUCAUUAGCUAAACAAGAACAUGAUGAAAAUAUGCUCAAAUCAAUACGUAAACAUUUAUCAUCAAAAAUGUUUAUUAAUUCAAAUACAUUACCAUUAAUAUUUUUAUUGGCAUUAUAUUAUGAAGAUGAACAAAUUAAAUCGUUUAUAAAUAAAUGUUUAGUAAAUAAUUUAGAUGAAGAAAAUAUAUCAAUUAUAUAUCGUAUUGUAAAAACAUAUAUUGAUGAUAAUAAAUUUAUAGAAUAUAUUUGUAAAAUAUUUAUUCAACAUAUAAAUAUUUUUAAUUGUUUACAAUUAUAUGAAUUAAUACAACAAUAUCAAGAUUUACAAACAUUAACAUUAUUACGACCAACAUUUGUUGAAAAUUUUAAUCUGAUCAAUUUGAAUAGAUUCACAGAAUUGGCAACAACAUUUGAUGAUCAUGAAGAAUUUGAAGAAAAAUUAUGGCAAUUAGCUAAUGAUCGUUUAUCAACAAUAAAUUGUCUUCGAUUAUAUGAAUUAAUGAUACAAAGAGAUUUUUUCGAUCAAUGUUUACAAUUAAAAAUGGCCAAUAUUAUUGCUAAAACUUUGGUUAAUUUUGAAAAUUUUGAAAAAAUCUAUAUGCUUGCCCGUAAAGCUAAUGAUGAAACAUUAAUCACUGAACUUUGUUCAUCAGUUUUGAAAAGAAUAUUGAAUAAAGAAAAUUAUUAUCAAUUAUAUCGUUUGGCAAUUAUAAAUUCCGAUAAUCAAAUGGCCAAAACAAUCGUUCAACAUUUAAUGAAAUAUCUUACAAUGAAAAAUUGUAUUCAAAUCUAUCAAAUUGCCUAUAAACAUAAUGAUUUAUUUGUUCGUCAACAAUGUUCAAGAUUUUUAGCUUUAAAUCGUAAUGAUCAAUCAUUAUUGUCAAACGAUAAACAAUUAAAUGUUCAACUGCAAUUGGAUAUGGAAAAAUUUAAAAAUUAA